AUGGGACAUCGUAGCGACAGCGAUUCUUCGUCUGACGACGAAAGGAAGCAUUGGUGGAGCAAAGACCAGAAAUACGAGAAGGACAAACACAGGCGCCAUCACGAUGCUCAUCACCCUCACCUCUCUGAACAACUCGCGACACACUCACCACUGCACACCCCAGUCUUCUCUCCCAGCGGUCAUCGUGUCCCUCUGUCUACCGAAUCUCAACUACCCUUCCCCUUCGCACAAAUUGGUGGAGUAGCGUUUUAUGAUGCCGAUGGAACAAGCCCUACAUACAUCGGUUCCGCCAUCAUGGAACGAUCCGUCCAACCUUGCAAGGUCGCGCCCAACCUCGCUCCAUCCGUCUGUAGGGUGGCAUAUGGAGGCGUGGAAAUAGAACAUAGGGGUCGAUAUGACGUUUUACCAACGAACAACGAGAUAAUGGAGUGGGUUGAUACGGGAUAUGGGCGCAUCCCGGACGGGAGAAGACCGGUGGAGGGAGGGUUCGAGGAGACGGGCGAAAAACUGUAUCAUGGCGUUGCACUGGUUCAGAACGAACCUGCACUCUGGGUCUUGGGGAAGUGUGGUGAGCACCUGGGAGGUUGUCACAUUCCAUUUAAUGGCGAGGAGAUGUUCUUCGAAGAGUCAUACGCGAUCCUGUAA
Stereum hirsutum FP-91666 SS1 is the source of this 645-nucleotide messenger RNA. RefSeq lists its product as uncharacterized. Lineage: Eukaryota; Fungi; Basidiomycota; Agaricomycetes; Russulales; Stereaceae. The record is from RefSeq and is a predicted model, not a curated record. The transcript is spliced from 2 exons. Bases 1 to 645 code for a protein of 214 amino acids.